Molecule: messenger RNA, 1791 nt
Organism: Candidula unifasciata
Lineage: Eukaryota; Metazoa; Mollusca; Gastropoda; Stylommatophora; Geomitridae
Source: the annotation of a GenBank genome assembly
AUGGACAAAAUGGCAACUGUGUUAGCGGCUCUAGUCGUGAAAUCAUCUUCUAGCGGAACUCUGGUUGUAUCGGCAAUAGCAGGCUUGUCCACAUACCUGACAACAGUCCCUAUCUCAAUGGCAGGCGCCGAGCUGACACAGGACACCAACAACAGUUAUAUUGACAAUACAAAACGUCCCAGUUCCCAUGAGAACAAGAAUAAAACUAUCAACUUAACGGUCUCCGACGAGGAGCGCCAGCGAUAUUUGGAGGAGCUUCAGAGUGAAACAACGAUGACCAUGUUGCCAGCAAUAGUGUUUCUCCUCACCAUUGCUGUGGUGGGUUUAGUCGGGAACUCUCUGGUCAUUGUUGUGUACUCCCGCAGACCUCAGUGGACGGCAACUGGAGUCCUCGUCGCCACCAUUGCAGUGCUUGAUCUCAUAGCUAACACUAUCGCAAUACCUGCUGAAAUAUACGAUAUGUUUCACACAUGGACCUUCCACAACUCGCAUUUAUGCAGGGCUAGACUACAUGCCACGGUUUUCAUAACACUGAGUUCUGGCAUGAUUCUUGUAGCUGUGGCGGUGACAAGGUAUCGAAAGGUGUGUCAUCCAUUUCACUGGCAGGUAACGACACAGAACGCCAAAAUGAUCAGCUUUGUCGUAUGUUGCCUGGGGUUUCUGCUGUCUUUGCCCUAUGCUGUCGUCAGUGGGAGCCAGACUAAAGAUACACCACGUAGAGGCAUCGUUGGAUACCAGUGUGCACUUGAUGAUAAAUAUGUUAACACCUUUUACCCCGUGGCGAUCUAUGCAGUAUUCCUGUUGUUAUACGUUUUCUGCUCCCUGACCCUCACAGUACUGUAUAUUUUCAUAGGGGUAACUGCCUGUAGACAUAGUAACAUGUACGGUGUAUCCUCUCCUGGUACAUCCACAGUAACAAAUGCCACUAGUUGUAGAAACGAUUCAAACCCAACGGAGCAUUGUUUCGACCAAAAUAAUUGUAACAGUGCAAGAUGUGGACAUUGCUACGAAAACAAUAUAGACACGGUGAUUACUGGCCUGUCUGCUAUUGGAGGUACUAGACAUUUACAAAGUAUUGAAAUGAACCUGUUUCAGUCCAGUGACGACCAAUUUCAGUAUAAUGUAGGUGUUUUGAGAGAUCAAACAGAAGUCCUGAAUCCAUUGGCAAGUGAUUUCUACGGCACAUUAGAGAAGACAAAAAAUCCACUUAGUGUUGACUCCGCUUAUCGCCAACGGGAUGCAUCUCAUUUUCCAGACAACGAAGAAAACAUGCAGUUGGUUCAAGGCUCCGGGGAAAAUGUGAAAACUGGUAGAAUAACCAUAAAAAACAUUAAGUCAAGCCAGGACUUUGGUGAAGACAAGGAUAUCGACGCCACUAGAAUAACAAAAAAGAACAACCCCGAUAACAAAAUGAGUUCAGUUGAGUCUAGCGGUGAGGAUACUGAUUCAGACUGGAAGUUUACUGAAUGUUGUAUGGACCGACUGCUUGAUAAAAGAAACAGAUUAGAUACAGCACGGACAAACGAUGAGCUAAUGAAUACUAUCCGCCCAAGGCAAUUUUUAGAGAAAACUGGUUCAAAAAAUGACAACGUUUCUAAUCUGUACAAUAAAUUUAUGUUCCCUUAUGUUGUGGCAAACCUGUCAAAGGUACAAAUAAUUUUAUUCAAUCUUGGCAUGCGUACCUUCUUCCUCAACUCUGCGGUAAACCCCGUUGUUUACAGCCUGUGUGAUGUCAACUUUAGGCGAGAGUGUUUUAAGGUCAUUAAAUUUCAACAAAACAACGAGAUGUGA